Rhinolophus ferrumequinum (greater horseshoe bat) is the source of this 2698-nucleotide messenger RNA. Its product is annotated as serine/threonine-protein kinase MARK2-like. The annotation marks the transcript as partial. Gene Ontology annotation, cellular component: cytoplasm. NCBI's taxonomy places the organism in Eukaryota, Metazoa, Chordata, Mammalia, Chiroptera, Rhinolophidae. Gene Ontology annotation, molecular function: ATP binding; protein serine/threonine kinase activity; tau-protein kinase activity. The record is from RefSeq and is a predicted model, not a curated record. The transcript has 3 exons. Gene Ontology annotation, biological process: protein phosphorylation; intracellular signal transduction; microtubule cytoskeleton organization.
AUGGCCCAUAAAUCUGCAGCCGCACUCGCUGCACAGCUGCGCCGUCUUGACCAUUACGAGCUCCUGGACACCAUCGGCGAGGGCCGCCACGGCAAGGUGAAGUUGGGCCGACACAUUCUGACCGGGACCCAGGUAGCUAUCAAAAUCAUCCAGAGGCAGGGCGUCCACACAGAUCCGAGAGGUGGUCUGCGGGAAGUCCGCUGCAUGCUGGGCUUGCGUCACCCAAACAUCGUGCAAUUAUUCGAGGUGAUCGACACCGACAAAUCAGCAUUCCUUAUAAUGGAACAUGCGAGUAGAGGGAACUUGGGGCGUUACCUGGAGAUCCAUGGUCGCAUGGAAGAAAGUGCGGCCCGACGCACCUUCCGGCAACUAGUGUCCGCGGUACACUAUUGCCACGGAAAGGGGAUAAUCCACAGGGACGUGAAGCCACAGAACGUGCUCUUAGACCGUAACUUGGACGCCAGACUUGCAGACUUUUCAUUGAGUACACCAUUCAAUGGCAGCAAGCUGAGCACGUUUUGUGGCACCCCCCUGUACACAGCCCCGGAACUCUUCCAGGGAGAAGAGUACGACGGUCCUCCAGUGGACAUCUGGAGUCUGGGGGUGGUGCUGUACCACAUGGUCACUGGCACCACCCCUUUUAAGGGAAAGGACUUGAUGCAGCUGGUGAAGCAGAUAAAGAGCGGGAUCUAUGCUGUACCACAGUACUUAACAGUCGAGCUGCAACACCUCCUCGGCAAAUUAAUCACCAGGAACCCCGCGGACAGAAGUUCCCUAACGGACAUCCUGCCAGACCUGUGGCUCAACAGCGGCUACCUGGAGGAGCUCAGGCCUUUCGCUGAGCCGGAUAGCUACGACCUGGACCCCCAUGUGGAACGGCAGAUGCUCCACAUGGGCUUUGAGCGGGAGGACAUUCAGAACGCGUUAGCACAGAACACGUACGAUAAUAACAUCAUGGCGACGUAUCUGAUGCUAACUGCGGAGAAGUCCAGGGACCCGAACCGCCCCACCGUGUUAAGGCCCUUCAAAUUGAUUAAGCCUAAGGGCUUUGAUCGCUCCGCAGAUACGGAGGCUGAGACACAGGCGCGGCCAAAGGACGUGGAGCCAGGGCAGGGGACCGAGGAUGCCGCAGGACCUUCAGGCAGCCCGAGGUCCAGGAAGGCCACACCCGGACCCAGCCCCAAGUCCAUGAAGGCCGGUCUCCAACCCAGCGCCAAGGGGAAGAAGAAGGUCACGCCGCGACACAGGCCGCAGCUGAAGACCGCCUUUCCCAGACCCAGUCCGAAGUUGAGAAGAGCCACUGCCCGAGCCAGCCCAAAGUACAAAUGUGCCACUCCCAGAACCAGCCUGAAGUCCAGGACCGCUGCCCUCCCACCGGACUCAGACUCGGACUCGGACUUGGACUCGAGGCCCACCACUCCUCCACCGACGGCGGAGUCAGGGGUGAGUCCCACCCCUCCCCCACCAACGGCGGAGGACUCGAGGCCCACCCGUGCCCCACCAACGGCGGGGUCAGGACCGAGGCCCACCCGUCCCCCACCAACGGUGGAGUCAGGGCCGAGGCCCACCUCUCCCCCACCAACGGCGGAGGACUCGGAGGACUCGAGGCCCACCCGUGCCCCACCAACCGCGGAGUCAGGACCGAAGCCCACCCGCCCCCCACCAACGGUGGAGUCAGGGGUGAGUCCCACCCCUCCCCCACCAACGGCGGAGGACUCGAGGCCCACCCGUGCCCCACCAACGGCGGAGGACUCGAGGCCCACCCGUGCCCCACCAACGGCGGAGUCAGGACCGAGGCCCACCCGUCCCCCACCAACGGUGGAAUCAGGGGUGAGUCCCACCCCUCCCCCACCAGCGGCGGAGGAUUCGAGGCCCACCCGUGCCCCACCAACGGCGGAGUCAGGACCGAGGCCCACCCGUCCCCCACCAACGGCGGAGUCAGGGGUAAGUCCCACCCCUCCCCCACCAAUGCAGGACUCGGACUCGAGGCCCACCCGUCCCCCACCAACGGCGGAGGACUCGAGGCCCACCAGUGCCCCACCAACGGCGGAGUCAGGACCGAGGCCCACCCGUCCCCCACCAACGGCGGAGUCAGGGGACUCGGACUCGAGGCCCACCCCUCCCCCACCAACGGCGGAGGACUCGAGGCCCACCAGUGCCCCACCAGCGGUGGAGUCAGGACCGUGGCCCACCCGUGCCCCACCAACGGCAGAGUCAGGACCGAGGCCCACCCGUCCCCCACCAACGGUGGAAUCAGGGGUGAGUCCCACCCCUCCCCCACCAGUGCCGGACUCGGACUCGAGGCCCACCCCUCCCCCACCAAUGGCAGAGUCAGGGGUAAGUCCCACCCCUCCCCCACCAAUGCAGGACUCGGACUCAAGGCUCACCCCUCCCCCACCAACUGCGGAGGAGAUGAGGACCACCACUCCUACACUCAAACGGGAUCCGAAGUAUGCCACCCCUAGACCAGCCCCCCAGUAUGGCCCUGGGGACUCUUCCUCCACCCAUAAUACCAGCAGCACCAGGAGCAGUAGCAGCAGCUGUGGAAGCGCAGAAGGAAAAAGCCGGGGCCGGCGGGGACUGGCUAGAAGAGCCAGCAGAAUGUCUCCCCCUGAGGUCACAGUCGUCCAUGAGGCUACAGUCCCCAGGGAAUCCCUGGAUUCCUGGGUGACUGUCUCUAUCCAGACCCCUGAUAAAG